Sceloporus undulatus (fence lizard) is the source of this 5926-nucleotide messenger RNA. It is a transcript of the gene MGAT3, whose product is annotated as beta-1,4-mannosyl-glycoprotein 4-beta-N-acetylglucosaminyltransferase. The transcript is spliced from 2 exons. Gene Ontology annotation, molecular function: beta-1,4-mannosylglycoprotein 4-beta-N-acetylglucosaminyltransferase activity. Lineage: Eukaryota; Metazoa; Chordata; Lepidosauria; Squamata; Phrynosomatidae. The record is from RefSeq and is a predicted model, not a curated record. Gene Ontology annotation, cellular component: membrane. Gene Ontology annotation, biological process: N-acetylglucosamine metabolic process; protein N-linked glycosylation. Bases 969 to 2474 code for a protein of 501 amino acids.
CAUUAGGGGGGGAAGAUUUUUUGAGCAAAAGUUUAAACCUCCUUUCCCCAUGCACACUAGUCCCAAUUUGGAUUAGGGGCAAAUGCAUUAACUUUUGAGUAAACGAAAACAAGAAGGAGCUGCUUGCCAAAGAAUUGAUGUAGCAUGUAGUUUGAUUCUCAGUCUUCGCUUUCUGUUCCUCUUUUGCACUCCUGUUACCCAAUUACUGCUAGCUUUACUUCAGAGCUCCAAGGCUAUUGUUAUACCUCUGUCAAUCUACCAUGAUAUCUUGGAUUUUCUGUACAGAUAGUGAAAGGAAAGCAUAAGGAUCAAUAUGAAGUGCCUUGGUGCUAAGCCAAAUGAGUCCAAAGGUGCUUAGGUCUAUUCCUGAAGGAAUGUAUGAUGUAAUACUCAUGAAGCGAAUACCACUGGUUUCCACUGAACAUACUGCAAAGGAAGGGAAUUUAGGAUUUAGCCUCAUAGACUAUAGUCUACAUGUCCUCUCAUGAGGCAGAUAUUGGAUUUCUAAUUCCAUAUUUACCCCAUACCACCAAUAUGAGGUUGACUUGAGAGGGGGGGGAAAUUUGCAGUGAAAAAUCCAAUAAGCAGAAACGUAGACUCUCUCAUUCACUGGUCUUCUCUUGAAAAUCUCCCACUACCUGUCAAUUUUUAGACUAUUGCCCCUUUCCUUCAUCACAAUAAAAGGGGGUUGGGGUGUCCUUGGUAUGUUUGCAGGAGUAAUUAAGUCUGAGAAGGUUUGAGGACCUCCCCUGUGAGUGCCGCCUCCUCAUUUGUUUUACCUCAAGAAGUCAAACCUUGGGAGCACCUAUUUGCUGAGGUAGUGUAUCCUUCUGCCUUUAGAUGGAUCAGAGAUGCCAUCAAGGCAAGUCUUUGGGGCAGAAGUCCAGGGUCCCACUCAGCAGAAUGAGCAGGAGGGCCCCCAAACACAGCAGGGCUGCCAUACAUCAAAAUGUGGUAAGUGAAUUUGGAUGAAGAUGAGACGCCACAAGCUCUUUUUGACUCUGUGCAUGGCUGGUCUUUGCCUCAUCUCCUUUCUACACUUCCUGAAGGCCCUCUCCUAUGUCACAUUCCCCAGGGAACUGGCAUCGCUUAGCCCCAACCUGGUCUCUAACUUUUUCUGGAACAAUGCGCCGGUCACUCCUCAGGUCAGCCCCGAACCUGGGGGUCCAGAGUUCCUUCGAACACCACUGUAUUCCCAUUCCCCGCUACUCCAGCCUCUGUCUCCAAGCAGAGCCAGUGAGGAGCUCCAUAAAGUUGAAUUUGUACUGCCUGAAGAUACGGCAGAAUACUUUGUACACACUAAAGCCGGCGGUGUCUGCUUCAAGCCAGGCACCAAAGUGUUGGAAAAGCCAAUGGCGGGCAGGCCAGAUGAGAAAAUAGAAGGAGCUGCUUCAGGGCGCAUAAGCCGGAAACCUCUAAGCACCAAUGGGACAAAGCGGCGUAAAUGGGUGGAAUGCGUGUGUCUGCCGGGUUGGCAUGGGCCCAGCUGUGGUGUGCCCACUGUGGUGCAGUACUCAAACCUCCCCACUAAAGAUCGUCUGACCCCACGUGAAAUACCCCGGAGAGUCAUUAAUGCCAUCAAUGUAAAUCAUGAAUUUGAUCUCCUGGAUGUCCGUUUCCAUGAGCUGGGUGAUGUGGUGGAUGCCUUUGUGGUCUGUGAGUCAAAUUUCACUGCAUAUGGUGAGCCACGGCCACUCAAGUUCCGUGAGAUGCUGCUCAAUGGCUCCUAUGACUAUAUACGCCACAAGGUGCUCUACGUCUUUCUGGACCACUUCCCCCCUGGUGGGCGCCAAGACGGUUGGAUUGCUGAUGACUACCUGCGCACUUUUCUUACUCGAGAUGGCAUCUCUCGCCUCCGCAAUUUGCGACCUGAUGACGUCUUCAUCAUUGAUGAUGCAGAUGAGAUCCCAGCUCGUGAUGGCGUACUCUUUCUCAAACUCUACGAUGGUUGGACAGAACCUUUUGCUUUCCACAUGCGCAAGUCUCUUUACGGAUUCUUUUGGAAGCAACCUGGCACCUUGGAGGUAGUUUCUGGUUGCACAGUGGGCAUGCUCCAAACAGUUUAUGCCACAGAUGGAAUUCGCCUACGCCGGAGAGAGUACUAUACCAUGCCAGGCUUUCGGCAGUAUGAAAACAGCACUGGUCACAUCCUGGUGCAGUGGUCACUGGGCAGUCCGCUGCACUUUGCUGGCUGGCACUGUUCUUGGUGUUUUACUCCUGAAGGAAUCUACUUCAAACUGGUAUCAGCCCAGAAUGGUGAUUUCCCCCGCUGGGGUGACUAUGAGGAUAAGCGUGACCUUAACUACAUCCGGGAGCUAAUCCGGACUGGGGGAUGGUUUGAUGGCACCACCCAGGAGUACCCUCCUGCAGACCCCAAAGAACAAAUGUAUGCCCCAAAAUAUCUAUUGAAGAACUAUGAGCGGUUUAGUUACCUAUUGGAGAACCCCUACCAGAAAACAGAGGGGGCUGGGUGAAGGGAGCGGGGCUUGCAUGAGCAAAUGAGACCUUAUGGAAAAACGGGACAGCGAGAUGUUUCUUUUGUUCUUCCUUCCUCCCCCACCCAUUCCUGCUGGGGAAGUGUAUGUCCUCUCCAGUCUCUGUCUUCCCCAUUCCUGAAAAGAGACUUGGGUGUGGAUGUGCGAGGGCAAUUCCUAGUCAUGUGAAUGAGGACCAGAGGAAGUAGGAACCAGGCCCAAGAACUAGCAGGAGGUAUGGCUCCUUUGCCUCUCAUGUAGGUUGGAAGAAAGAAUCUUAUGCAGAAAGCACCUCUCUAUGUGAUAGGAGAAUAGAUAGGAGCAUGCAGCUGAAUGAGUGAGGGUGUGAAUGUGUCAGAGCCUCUAUAAAGUCUUGGCACUUGAGAUAAGGAUGGUACUGAAUCCCCCUUUUGAAAGCCAAUUUGGUUCUGAGUCAUUUGAAAUCAGUGACUCUUCCAUGGGCUCUGUUGUCCUUUAACAUAGACACUGCAGAAAGGAUAUAGGUGUAAACUCUUCUUGCCUUGGUGGUUUCACAGCAAAUGAUGAAGCUUGGCCAAAGAGCACACUGACCUAGGUUACAAUGUUCUUAUUUGUAGCUGGGAACAGAGGAUUGGCAAUUUCAAUAAAAGGGUGUGUGUGCAAGAACUUUUGUAGUUGACAACAGGAGUUGUGCUCGUCUCGGAUAUGUAUAUUUUUGCCAUGUGUGUUUUAUUACCCACUGGUGUAGUAUGGGUGCGCACAAAAAAAUGGGAGCAUGGUAGCACCAAAGAACUCUGCUUUCCUUCUCAUGUUUAUGGACAUUCAGGGAAAUUCUACAAACUGGCAGGGUAUGAACACUGAAAAGUGGUGUGAUUUUGCUCAGUAAAUGGAAGUUAUGGGUUGCCAGCCUCUGAUGUGGAAGUAAGAGGGCUGCAAUUUACAAGGGACAGAUUAAUUUUAGAAACAUUUCCCUCUUCCACCACAACAAAAUGUGAUGUUUACAUUUUCUUCUGAAAUGGGGUGCAUGUAACGCUUCAUAUUGCUUCUAAGGAAAGGAGACAUUGGGAUGUUAAUGCUCUCAUGUCCAUCCUACUACUUCUGGAACAGAAGAAGUGUAAAGGUACUUGGCUCUAUGAUGCCGCCAUUUUGAGGAUAAUGCUGUAUUGUUAGUCUAGCUUUUGCAUACCCACUGAGGAAGGAGGUUGUAUGUUUAAUGGGAUUGAUUUAAAAACCUAUGGUUACACCCAGGUGCCAAGCACUUAAUAUUCAGUGGAUAUUUGCAUCCUUUCCCCUUCAGUGAAAUUGCUCCAGGGUGACCCCCACAUCACUUUAUGGAGUCAGUGUCUUUUCAAUCAGGGUGAAAGGUACUGUAAACUUCAUGUCGAGUUUGCUGCUAAAGAAAUAUAUGAAACAGUGAGCCACUGCAUUAAGUGCAAGAAAUGGUGAAAUACGUGCAGUUAGAGUAGGAACCCAUUAUUCCAAAAAGUGCUCUUUGCCAGUGGAACAAUGUGUUAACUUUUUAAUUCUUCCCCAUUCUAGCUUCCUUUACUUUUCACAUUCUUUUCUGCCCUCAUAUAUGCCCCUUGACUCUUCUAAAAGACACAGAAAGUGCUGCAUGUAUGUCUGCUUUUCCCAACCCAGUGCCAUCCAGAUGUGCUUGGAUGGUGUAAAAAGCCAUCCUGCAGAUUUGCUGGAGCAUGAAUGCUCCAGCCCACUGUCUUGUAUUGUAGUUGCAAUUGUCCCCAGACAUACUCUAGCUUACCUGACCUAUAGGUUCCAUGUAGCAAGUUGGCACUCUGCCAUUUCCAUAUGACAGAACAUUAAGACCUAACACUCAGUUUUGGUGCCCCAGUUGGUCUUGUGGACAAUCUUUUACAUAAAGUAAGAGCUUCUUUUCUAGCUUUCUAGAAUAGAAGUUUGAACCAUAAGGUGGUAGGUUGUACUGUUAGCAUUCAUGCUUCAGCCAACUUGCAGGAUGGCUCCUUCUACCAUCCAAGCAUUCUGUUAUGUAAAAAUAGCAUGUGUAGAUUGAUCUAUACACCUUUAAAGUGGAGUAAACUCUUUUUUUGACAACACACAGCUUAAAGCAGCAUUCAGCUUGAAGGCUCUGCCCUCUUAGCUGAGAUGGUGAAUCGUUAGGCUUGCUUUGCUGCCUUUUGCCUUGUGUACCACCAACAUGAAGCACUUUUGGUCAGUACUAUACUUUCAACUCUGUAUACAUUAUCCCCUUGCUCUAUCAAAAUGUCAAACUGACCUGCAGAUUGUGCUUCACCGUUAGGGGAUAAGGAUUGUGACUUGCACACAGCAUGCCCUGGAAAAGAUUGUUUUAGAAAAUGAUGGUGCCUUAUAGAGCAGCCAUCAAGUUGCUGGGCUAAAGUGACUACCUAGUAUUAGCAAAGAAGUAAAUGGGAAUGAACUGGCAUUAGUGAAACAUUAUGGUCCCCAAGACUACUACAUGGGAUAGGGAGAAAGCAUUUUCUUUCAUUCUUGGGAGGAAAUGAGAGCUAAAACUCCAACAUCCAGUUUGGGGACCAUUCUAUCACUAUUAUCAUGCUGGUUGUAACAGAGAUAGGACUCGUACCAUCCUCCAGAGAUUACUGGUCUAGAACCCCCAGUAUUCCUCAUUAAUGGCUAUGUUGGCUAGAGAUGCUGGGAAUUGCACUUGAUUCCCUUUCUUUGAUUAGAGUAUGCUCCUUUAUUUCUAGUAUGCAUGUAGAGAGGUGUAAGCAGCACUCAAACUCAAACUUAAGUCAUGAGCUGAGACUUUUGAGGCUCUGAAUUCAAAUCAUAGAAAAGUGCCCAGUCAAGGAAUGACACAGCUUCACCAUGCUCUCAUACUAGGCUGUUUCUUUGCCAGAAUGCACUCCGUCCUUCCUUGCACCAGCUCAGCUGACUGUUCAUUUUGGUCCCUGCACUUGCUUGACAGGGUGUGCUUUGUGUGUGCCUCUAGGACUGGCUUUCACAAUUAUCACUCAUGAAUUCUUAAUACAGUACUCCCAUCAGUGCAGUCUCUAGGCUCCAUCUGUCUCUGAAGCACAACACAGGCAAUUCCUAGCCUUGCCUUUCUUCUUUCUACAACUCUGUAGCCCCCCUCCCCUCCCCAUUCUCUUUUCCCCCCACUUCCUUCGUUUUCUCCCCUCCUCCACUUGUGUGCAAGGAACAGAUCCCAUUGUAACUGGAUAAGUUAACACUGAAUUCCUUUGGGACUCUGAAAGGACUCUUUGUUCUGCUCUCCUUCUUUGGCUGCACCAAAGUGAAACUUGAAACUGACCCUCUGUUGGGGAGGAAAAGGAGAAUUUUACAGUAAAGGCUUUGCUUCUUCUUUUUUCUUUUAAAGUCACUAUUUGCAUAUGGUGGCUUCUUUUUUAAAAGAACCCCUUCCCAUUUAAGGAUUGUCUAUUUAAUUAUUUAUUAUGUAGCUAGAACAUAGACCCACAGAACUGACAUUGAGGAACUUUGCACUAUUUUUUUUA